UCCGAGCCGCUUGGACCGGCAACGCGCAAUGGGUGGAGCCGCAUCGGGCGAGCCUACUCAUCAACGCCGCGUGCAGGAUGCGGAAGCCCGCGCUUCCAGCAAGGAGCCGGCUCACCAGCUCCGCGAAGCUUCUGCGGAGCAUUCGGGGCAGGCGGCGACAGAAAAUACCUCGGGAGAUUUGGGUGCCAAGGCGUUGGCUCCGGUGAUCGUUACUUUGAUCAGCGGCCGAAGCUGUAGAUGCGAUUCUUCGAAAAAUCGUACCAUCGGGGAGUUGACGCAAGAGGCGCAGCAAGAGCUGGGCGUCGUCAUCAAGUGUUUAAUUGGUCCAAACAUGGAACCUUUGAACGAAGGCAAGACGCUUGAAGAAGAAAACGUCCUGCCUGGCAACACCCUGACGGUGGUUGUAGUAGACCAGGCAGAGGAUCAAAAAGAAGCUGCUGAGUGCGGCGACAUCGUGGCGGCGGCCCUGUGCGGCCGCGUGGGCGCGGUGCGCCACUUCCUUCGGGCCUGGCCCGGCGGCGCCCGGUGGUGGGACGGCCGCUACGACCUGACCCCGCUGCACGCGGCGGCGCGCAGCGGCAACGUGGAGGUCUGUCGCGUGCUGCUGGCGGCCAGGGCGGAGGUGAACGCCGAAACCAGCAAGUGGGCCACGCCAUUGGACUACGCACGGGAGAAUCGCCACGACGAAGUCGUGAAGCUUCUGGAGGCUGAAAGCUGAAGAUGCUCGGGUUAGCCCAAAAACUCUUCUGUUCGACCGUUCGACCGCAUGAGUUUCACUGCUUUGGCAGCAGUGCAGCCUGCGAUUGACUCAUUGGAUUGGUUUGCACCAAAUGUGAAGGUAGUAGUUGCUUAGCAACGCUGAUUGAAUUUCGAGAGCAAACGCGUGACUGACAAUUGAGCUGCUUCAGGAACAGUUGUAAGUGCA
This is a messenger RNA of Cladocopium goreaui, 925 nucleotides long. NCBI's taxonomy places the organism in Eukaryota, Dinophyceae, Suessiales, Symbiodiniaceae. The record is from the annotation of a GenBank genome assembly.